UCCAUUUUCUUCGUCCUUUAUUUUUGUUUUCUUUCUUCCUACUGGUUCAGGAUGCAUGCGAAGGGACCUUCAUCGUCCGGGAGCGAUGCGAUCUCAGAUAAGUCGGCUCCGAGGAAGCAUUCCAAGAAACCCCAAUAUUCCAGAUUUACUCAGCAAGAGCUUCCUGCUUGUAAGCCAAUACUUACACCGUCGAUUGUCAUUGCAACAUUUUCUCUGAUAGGAGUUGUCUUUAUUCCAAUUGGUCUAGCUUCCUUGUCUGCAUCUGAAAAAGUGGUUGAAAUAGUAUACCAAUACCAUGACGUGUGCAUCCCUAGUUUAUUCCAAGAAGAUAAAGUUGGAUUCAUACAAAGUACGCAGACUAAGAAAACCUGUACCAGGAAAUUUACAGUGACGAAGUACAUGAAAAGUCCUGUAUUUGUCUAUUAUGAGCUUGACAAUUUCUAUCAAAAUCAUCGCCGGUUUGUCAAAAGCAGAAGUGAUAAACAAUUGAGAGAUAAAUCCAAAGAAACUGACACAAAAACUUGCGCUCCUGAAGCGACAACCAGUAACGGCUCUCCAAUUGUACCCUGUGGCCUAAUUGCCUGGAGCUUGUUCAACGAUACAUACAAAUUUUCAACAUCCAAUAGAGAUUUGGCUGUGAACAAAAAGAACAUAGCUUGGUCAAGUGAUAAAUUACACAAAUUUGGGGCUAAUGUCUACCCCAAAAAUUUCCAAUCUGGUGCUCUGAUUGGUGGCGGCAAGCUUAAUGAAACCAUUCCUCUAAGCGAGCAAGAGGAUCUUAUUGUUUGGAUGAGAACGGCUGCCUUACCUACCUUUAGAAAACUCUACGGCAGAAUUGAAGAGGAUCUUCAGCCAAACCAGGAGAUUAUUGUAGCAAUAGAGAACAAUUAUAAUACCUACAGUUUUGGGGGAGGAAAGAAAUUGGUUCUCUCAACUGCAACUUGGAUUGGGGGAAAGAAUGAUUUCCUUGGAAUUGCAUAUCUCAGUGUUGGUGGCAGUUGUCUAAUAUUGGCUAUGGUUUUCGUAAUCUUGCAUGUCUUGAGGCCCAGGACUCUUGGAGACCCGACAUACCUAUCAUGGAACAGAAGCAAAGGGAAGAACUCGACUUAAGCCUUCAUGUCUCCGACUCUCUACAUUUCUAAUGAUGGAAAAUACAUUUGUUCAAAUCAUGGACAUACUUAAAUCCAAGUGUUUGAUAGGUUUGUAAUACAAAUUUGUUUUGUUAUUAAUAUUUAAUAGAAUAUCAUAUUUUAAUAAUUGUACAUG
Messenger RNA from Phalaenopsis equestris, 1266 nucleotides. RefSeq names its product ALA-interacting subunit 1-like. Lineage: Eukaryota; Viridiplantae; Streptophyta; Magnoliopsida; Asparagales; Orchidaceae. Bases 52 to 1110 code for a protein of 352 amino acids. The record is from RefSeq and is a predicted model, not a curated record. The transcript is spliced from 8 exons. Gene Ontology annotation, cellular component: plasma membrane; Golgi apparatus; endoplasmic reticulum.